AUGAAGAUGUUAUCAUUACUAAGAGUCAUCAUUUUUACCGGCCUCCUGUUUGUAUACAAGGCAGUUGGGGAUCCUUCUUUUUGUCAGAUACAGGGAAAUCCUGAGUUUCCUGUAUUUUCAGAAGAAGGAGAUCUGAAUAUCGGAGGUCUUUUUUCUAUCCACAACAAUAUCACAGAAUCUUCACUUUUCUUUAUAGAAAGACCAACAGCACUUAGUUGUACAAGUAUUUACCGUAGGGGGUUUCGAUUUGCUCAGACAAUGAUUUUUGCCAUUCAGGAAAUAAAUAAAAACAAGUUUCUUCUUCCCAAUAUUUCUAUUGGAUAUCGGAUUUAUGACAACUGUGCAUCAACGUUAUACUCAGUGCGUGCCGUAAUGGCUCUGAUGAAUGGUGAUGAGUUGACAUUGGGAAAUAGCUGCUCUGGGCAAUCAGCUGUUCAUGCUAUUAUUGGAGAGUCUGAAUCUUCUUCAACUAUUGUACUUUCUCGCACCAGCGGACCAUUUCAAAUUCCAGUGAUAAGCCAUUCAGCCACCUGUGAGUGUUUGAGCAAUAGAAAGGAGUACCCCUCAUUUUUUCGAACGAUUGCAAGUGAUCUCUAUCAAAGCAGUGCCCUAGCACAGCUGGUCAAAAACUUUGGCUGGACCUGGGUUGGAGCAGUAAACAGUGACAGUGAUUAUGGCAACAAUGGGAUGGCCAUCUUUCUCUCUGCAGCACAAGAGGAAGGGUUGUGUGUGGAAUAUACAGAAAAAUUUGACAGGACAGAGCCAAGAAAGCUCUUAAAAGUAGUAGAAGUCAUAAGAAAAAGCACUGCUCGGGUAAUUGUUGGAUUCCUUGCUGAUAUAGAGAUGAAAUAUUUGCUAGAGCAGUUGAGUCUUCACAAUAUCACGGGGCGGCAGUUUAUUGGGGUGGAUGCUUGGAUCACUGCCGACAGCCUUGUGACUCCCACCAGCUAUAAAGUGCUUGGAGGUGCUUUAGGUUUUGCUGUACAAAAGGCAAACAUCAGCGGGUUGGAAGAAUUCCUUGUCAGAGGCUUUUGGGAAACAGGUUUUCCUUGUAAUCAGAAAAAUAACAAGGCAAGUCUGACAAAAUGCAAAGAAAACAAGGAUAUCAUGGAGCUCAGAGAUAAUCAGGAUGAUGUGACAAAGUUGAGAUACACAACUAAUAUCUACAAAGCUAUCUAUGCCCUAGCACAUUCUCUACACAGCAUCUUAAAUUGUUCAGAAGGUCAAGGGUGUAAUAAGACUGUGGAGGUCAAGCCAUGGGAGGUAGUAGAGGCUUUGAAGGAUGUCAACUUCACCAUUAAGAAUGGGGACAAAGUGUGGUUUGAUAACACUGGAGCUGCUGUUGCCAGGUAUGAAGUGCUGAACUGGCAGCAAGGAGAAAAUAACUCUGUUCAUUUCAAAUCUGUUGGCUACUAUGAUGCUUCACUACCCCCUGGUAAGAGGUUUGUUCUUAACGAAGAAGCAAUUAUGUGGCCGGGGGAAUCAAAGAAGUUGCCAGUUUCAGUUUGCAGUAAAAGCUGUCUUCCAGGAACCUAUAAAGUUCUUCAGAAAGGAAAACCUGUGUGCUGCUUUGACUGUAUACCUUGUCCAGUUGGGAAUUUUAGCAACACCACAGAUUCUAUAAACUGCAAGAAGUGCCCUGAAGAAUAUUGGUCCAAUCAAAACAGGGAUGACUGUAUACCCAAAAAAAAAGAUUUUAUCUCUUUCAUUGAAAUCAUGGGCAAAGUACUGGUAUUUUUCACUUUGUUGGGAGUUUUCCUAACUUUAAUAGUAGCCAUGUUGUUUUUAAUCAAUAAGAACACUCCAUUAGUGAAGGCAAACAACUCUGAACUGAGCUUCCUGUUGCUUUUCUCCUUGUCUCUCUGUUUCUUGUGUUCUUUGACAUUUAUUGGCAAGCCCACCGGCUGGUCCUGUAUGUUGCGACACACAGCAUUUGGCAUUACCUUUGUCCUCUGUAUUUCUUGCAUUCUUGGUAAAACAAUAGUGGUUCUAAUGGCCUUUAAAUCUACACUUCCAGGUAGUAACAUGAUUAAAUGUUUUGGGCCUGCACAGCAAAAACUCACUGUUUUGUUUUUCACUUUUAUACAGAUCAUAGUUUGCAUCCUGUGGAUAACAAUAAAUCCUCCCAUUCCUUACAAAAAUAUGAAUUAUUAUAUGGAGAAGGUAAUCCUUGAGUGUGAUCUUGGAUCACCUUUUUGGUUUUGGGUUGUGUUAGGAUACAUUGGUCUCCUUGCCUUUCUAUGUUUUGUCCUUGCUUUCUUGGCAAGAAAGUUGCCCGAUAGCUUCAAUGAGGCAAAGCACAUCACCUUCAGUAUGUUGAUCUUUUGUGCAGUCUGGCUCACCUUUAUCCCAGCUUAUGUCAGCUCACCUGGGAAAUUUACUGUUGCUGUUGAGAUAUUUGCCAUACUAGCAUCAAGUUACGGGAUACUGUUUUGUAUAUUUGCACCAAAGUGCUAUAUCCUUGUUAUAAAACCUAAGCUGAACACAAAGAAACACCUUCUGGGAAAAACACAAUGUUAAUUAU
Molecule: messenger RNA, 2524 nt
Organism: Cyprinodon tularosa
Lineage: Eukaryota; Metazoa; Chordata; Actinopteri; Cyprinodontiformes; Cyprinodontidae
Product: extracellular calcium-sensing receptor-like
Exons: 6
Coding region: 1-2520 (839 amino acids)
Biological process (GO): G protein-coupled receptor signaling pathway
Cellular component (GO): membrane
Molecular function (GO): G protein-coupled receptor activity
Source: RefSeq, a predicted model, not a curated record